This is a messenger RNA of Lindgomyces ingoldianus, 2669 nucleotides long. RefSeq lists its product as uncharacterized. Gene Ontology annotation, cellular component: microtubule; membrane; cytoplasm. NCBI's taxonomy places the organism in Eukaryota, Fungi, Ascomycota, Dothideomycetes, Pleosporales, Lindgomycetaceae. Gene Ontology annotation, biological process: peroxisome organization. The record is from RefSeq and is a predicted model, not a curated record. Gene Ontology annotation, molecular function: microtubule binding; GTPase activity; GTP binding. The transcript is spliced from 6 exons. Bases 142 to 2238 code for a protein of 698 amino acids.
CCUACCUUCGCAUCCAGCACUGCAGGCGCCCAAAAAGAAUAACUGCAUCGUACGCCCGCCGCUGCACAUACAAACACGCAAACGACCUCCCUCCUGACGCUGCCAACCCCUUCUGACCACCGCCCUCCCCGCUCGCUGGCCAUGGCGACCAACCCAACUGCCAUCAACGUCAACGACCCCGGGCUCAUCACUCUAGUCAACAAGCUGCAGGAUGUCUUCACAACAGUAGGAGUGCAAAAUCCCAUAGAUUUGCCCCAGAUUGCCGUUGUGGGGUCACAGUCAAGCGGCAAGAGCUCGGUGUUGGAAAACAUUGUAGGCAGAGAUUUCUUGCCCCGAGGAACCGGCAUCGUGACGCGGAGACCGCUCAUCCUCCAGCUCAUCAACCGCGCCAGCUCCAAACCACAGACGAAUGGCGUCAAAGAGGAGAUCAAGACGUCUGACGCCGAGUCCAACGUCCACGAAUGGGGCGAGUUUUUGCAUAUCCCCGGCCAGAAAUUCCAUGACUUCAACAAGAUAAGGGACGAGAUCGUGCGGGAGACAGACUCCAAGACCGGGCGCAAUGCGGGCAUUUCGCCGGCCCCCAUCAACCUACGUAUAUACUCACCCAACGUCCUCACCCUGACCCUGGUUGAUCUGCCCGGCCUGACCAAGGUGCCCGUGGGCGACCAGCCGAGGGAUAUCGAACGCCAGAUUAAGGAGAUGGUGCUCAAGCAGAUCAGCAAGCCCAAUGCCAUAAUACUGGCUGUCACGGCUGCGAACACAGAUCUGGCAAACUCGGACGGGCUGAAGCUGGCGCGGGAGGUGGACCCGGAAGGACAACGCACAAUUGGCGUGCUGACCAAGGUCGAUCUCAUGGACGAUGGGACUGAUGUCGUGGACAUUCUGGCAGGCCGCAUUAUUCCACUGCGUCUAGGCUACGUCCCAGUUGUCAAUCGGGGGCAGAGGGAUAUCGAGAACAAGAAGGCCAUUUCGUAUGCCCUCGAGCACGAGCGGCAGUUUUUCGAGAACCACAAGGCGUACCGGAACAAGGCGGCCUACUGUGGUACGCCGUAUCUGGCUCGCAAGCUGAACCUGAUCCUCAUGAUGCAUAUCAAGCAAACCCUGCCCGAUAUCAAGGCCCGCAUCUCUGGUUCGCUCAACAAGUACUCGAUGGAGCUUUCGCAACUGGGAGACUCUAUUCUCGGCAAUAGCUCUAACAUUAUCCUCAACAUGAUCACGGAAAUUAGCAACGAAUACCGCGGUGUCCUUGAAGGCAACAACCAAGAACUAUCUGCAACUGAGCUUUCGGGUGGUGCACGUAUCUCGUUUGUCUACCAUGAGCUUUACGCCAAUGGUGUCAAGGCAGUUGAUCCCUUCGACCAGGUCAAGGAUGUUGAUAUCCGCACUGUUCUCUACAACUCCUCCGGUUCUUCCCCAGCGCUUUUCGUCGGCACCACUGCUUUUGAACUUAUCGUCAAGCAGCAGAUCAAGCGCCUGGAAGACCCAAGCUUGAAGUGUGUAAGCUUAGUGUAUGACGAAUUAAUCCGAAUUCUAGGUCAGCUCCUCACAAAGCCCAUGUUUAGGCGGUACCCAGCAUUAAAGGAGAAGUUCCAUGGAGUGGUCGUUUCCUUCUUCAAGAAGGCCAUGGACCCUACCAACAAGCUCGUUCGGGACCUGGUUGCAAUGGAAGCUUGCUACAUAAACACUGGCCACCCUGACUUUAUUAAUGGUUCGCGGGCUAUGGCCAUCGUAUACGAGCGACAUACUGCCGCCAAGCCUACGCAAGUUGACCCUAAGACUGGAAAGCCACUCCCGCCUACAGUACCUCCUCGAGCGUCUUCCCCCUCCUUACCCACUCUGGAUGGGAAUGACGGUGCAGGGUUUUUCGGCUCGUUCUUUGCAAGCAAAAACAAGAAGAAGAUGGCAGCUAUGGAGCCUCCACCACCCACGCUCAAGGCGUCUGGUACGCUGUCGGAGAAGGAAGCACAGGAAGUUGAAGUUAUCAAACUUCUUAUCACGUCCUACUUCAACAUUGUCCGCCGAACAAUGAUCGAUAUGGUUCCCAAAGCCAUAAUGCUGAACCUAGUUUCCUGGACAAAAGAGGAAAUGCAGCGCGAGCUCCUGGAAAAUAUGUACAAGGCCGAAGAGCUGGAUGAGCUGCUCAAGGAAUCAGAGUACACGGUUCGAAGGAGGAAAGAGUGUCAGCAAAUGGUAGAGAGUUUGAAGAAGGCUAGCGAGAUUGUCAAUCAGGUGCAGUAAACGGACUUAUGAUCAGCGGGUUUCAUGCACUUGGUAAUAAGUCGAGCUAAUGAGUAUGAAGGAAGCGGAGAGAUUGUCGGUCUGGGGAUGUUAGAGAGUGUAGUGAGAAGCAAGGCCCUAGGAAAGCAGGCCCCGUAGCAGGCAGGGCCGUUAGGAAGCGGAAUAGCAAGGUCAUGGAUAGAAGGGACGCAAAUUGCGGUCUUGUGCAUUUCACUUUGGUUUUGUGGGAUGUCUGCAAAGACAAACGAGCUCAGUAGAUUUCCCCUCUAUUUUUUGGUCUCGCGAGAUGGAGUCUGCUUACCACAUCCGUCGUAUCACAUCAUCUCACUACAUAUCCCCUUUUCCUGUUCGCGAUACACUUGUUUUGAUGAGCUGGAGAUGUCGAAUUGUUAGAGUAGAUUAUCGUAGUAGAUUAUUGUAUCUGCGAUUAG